AUGGGCAAGGAAGCUUCUUUCGCUCCCGGUGACUCCGCCAAGGGUGCCAAGCUUUUCCAGACUCGUUGUGCUCAGUGCCACAGCGUCGAGGCCGAGGGUGCCAACAAGGUCGGCCCCAAGCUCCACGGUCUCUUCGGCCGCCAGUCCGGCCAGGUCGAUGGCUACUCCUACACCGAUGCCAACAAGCAGGCUGGUGUUCACUGGAACGAGGACACUCUGUUCAAGUACCUCGAGAACCCCAAGAAGUUCAUUCCCGGUACCAAGAUGGCCUUCGGUGGCCUGAAGAAGGGCAAGGAACGCAACGACCUCAUCACUUACCUCAAGGAGUCCACCGCAUAA
This is a messenger RNA of Penicillium verhagenii, 339 nucleotides long. Its product is annotated as c-type cytochrome. The transcript has 4 exons. The record is from RefSeq and is a predicted model, not a curated record. Gene Ontology annotation, cellular component: mitochondrial intermembrane space. Lineage: Eukaryota; Fungi; Ascomycota; Eurotiomycetes; Eurotiales; Aspergillaceae. Gene Ontology annotation, biological process: mitochondrial electron transport, cytochrome c to oxygen; mitochondrial electron transport, ubiquinol to cytochrome c. Gene Ontology annotation, molecular function: heme binding; electron transfer activity. Bases 1 to 339 code for a protein of 112 amino acids.